Molecule: messenger RNA, 7249 nt
Organism: Lates calcarifer (barramundi perch)
Lineage: Eukaryota; Metazoa; Chordata; Actinopteri; Centropomidae
Gene: tiam1a
Product: TIAM Rac1 associated GEF 1a
Exons: 29
Coding region: 320-5341 (1673 amino acids)
Biological process (GO): positive regulation of axonogenesis; small GTPase-mediated signal transduction; activation of GTPase activity
Cellular component (GO): synapse; cytosol; plasma membrane
Molecular function (GO): protein binding; guanyl-nucleotide exchange factor activity
Source: RefSeq, a predicted model, not a curated record
CUCCUCAGCCUUCAGUCUGGUCUAGGCGUGCAAGAGGCAGCAUGUGUGAGUAUGUGCUGUGAUGUGUGUGUGUAGGAGUGUGCUGGAGUGCAGGAGACGUCUUAUUGAUGCAAGGAUUCCCCUGUCUGAGAGGACACGUGCUGACUGUGUUUUAACCACCACAGGGAAUUAACUGUUACACACACAGGUGUGGAGCACAAGUAAAGGGCAAACUGACACCGCCGUUUGAGGAUGUGUGGAGGAUCAUGUGGCCGGUGAAAGACGACACCGCAGUGAUGUGGGGAUGCUGGUGAUGCGGCAGCUUAAGCACAGUUGAAUCAUGGGAAACGUGGAGAGUCAGAAUGGGGACAGUGGUUUCUACGGCGAUGUGACGGGACAACUCUCCCGUAAGCACACGUCCCGCUCGCUCCGUCUCUCCGGCAAGCAGCCGAUCACCCGCCGUUCGCGGCACUCUUCUUCAGUGAAACAGGAACACAGAAACUCCGAAGCCUCAACUCGAUCCUCCAGCACGCCCAGCAUCCCGCAGUCGUUAGCAGAGAACGGACUGGAACCUUUCAACGCCACCGAUGCGUUUGGAGAGUUCGGCAUCAACCCUCACUGGACACAGCGCGUUGCUAUGACAAUGAGGCCAGAGUCCUAUCAGCAAGACGACGACCCCCUGGCCACUCCAACUCCUGAGACCUCGGAGGCGGACACUGUUGCUCAGGAUGGAGGAGAGGACUCUAUGGGCGAGGGGGAGGGAGACGCCGUUCGAGAGGAAAGGUACCUCCAGCGGAUGACAGAGGGCCCCCGAGAGGGAGGGAGUUUUAAAAAGAAGCGAUCGAAGUCGGCGGACAUGUGGAGAGAAGACAGCCUGGAGUUCUCUUUGUCUGACCUGAGUCAGGAGCAUCUGACCAGUACUGAGGAGAUGAUAGAUGGAGGAGAAGAGGAGGAGGAGGAGCAGUUCACACACCCCAGUUCAGGCUCAGCUGAAAGGGCAUCGUCUCUGGACCAUCUGUGCAGCCAGCAGAGUCCCGGCCUCAGGGGGCAGAGGAGCCGCUACGCUAAAAACCGGAGAGAAGCCGAGUGUGAUGGAGAUGGAGAGAGGGAGGAAGGGUUGAUGUCUCCAACAGAAGAGGAUGGCGGCGGGUAUGGGGCUUUCACGCUCCCCUGCCGGCGAUCCCACUGCCUGUCUGAGGGCUUGGCGGGGCUGGGCAUCCCGGUCACACCGUGCCCUGCUUUCCAGGGACGCCGCGCACAAACUACUCAGGACAUCUCUGGUGUUUUGGGCGAAGGAAGUGAGUAUGGCGACAGUGGCAUUGAUGGCGUCACGACGGAGAUAGACGGGGACGGAGAGUUGGUGUCACGGCGCUGCAAGGCCAUGUCGGCCUCUUUCUCAGUGUACUCAGCCACUGAGAGCAGUGUCUUCAACGGCAGCGACAGCGGAAGCAGCAGCGCAGGGGGAGGAGAAGGAAGAGGUGGCGAAGGAGGAAGGGGAGGAGUGUAUGAGAAUUUCCGGAAGGAGUUGGACAAUCAAGCCUGGGCACAUCAGGGUCGGGACUGCACGGAGGAGGCUGGCUCCGCUGUGAGUGAUGAGCAGAGCAGCGGCACACUCAGCAGUGCAUAUCCAUCGGACGCUCUGAUCGGCUGUGCACAAGGCACGGUCAGGAAAGCAGGGGCUCUGGCUGUGAAGAACUUCCUGGUUCAUAAGAAAAACAAGAAGGUGGAACCUGCAACGAGACGCAAGUGGAAACACUACUGGGUUUCUCUGAAAGGCUGCACCCUUUUCCUGUAUGAGUCAGAUGGCCGUUCAGGUAUCGACCAUAACAGUGUUCCUAAACACGCGUUGUGGGUGGAGAACAGCAUUGUCCAGGCCGUACCUGAACAUCCCAAGAAAGACUUUGUCUUCUGCCUCAGCAACUCAGUGGGAGACGCUUUCCUUUUCCAGACGUCAGGCCAGACAGAACUGGAGAACUGGAUCACGGCGAUCCACUCUGCAUGUGCCGCUGCUCUCGCCCGGCAGCACCAUAGGGAGGACACAGUGCGACUGCUGAGGACCGAGAUCCGCAAGCUGGAGCAGAAGAUCGACAUGGAUGAGAAGAUGAAGAAAAUGGGAGACAUGCAGCUGUCCACCGUCACCGACGCCAAGAAGAGGAAGACCAUACUGGAGCAGAUCUUCUUGUGGGAGCAGAACUUGGAGCGGUUUCACAUGGAUCUGUUCCGCUGUCGGUGCUACCUGGCCAGCCUGCAGGGCGGCGAGCCCCCUAACCCCAAACGCCUGUUGGGCUUCGCUUCACGUCCCACCAAACUGGCCAUGGGACGACUGGGCAUCUUCUCUGUUUCUUCCUUCCAUGCACUGGUGUCGGCCCGUACAGAAAACAGCAUCAGGAGGCGAAACCAGGCCAUGCCGCGUACCUUCAGUAAACGUCGAAGCCGUUUCUCCUCCCUCUGGGGGCUGGACACCACCUCUAAGAGGAAGACCAAGGGACAUCCCUCCAUUAACCAGGUAUUCGUUGAUGGCAUGGAGCCUGUGAGAAAGCCCCUGGAGCGCAUGUUUGAAGACUCCGCCAGUGAGAAAUCUAAAGAGAGAGAAGGCUCUGUAAAAAGUCUUCCUCAGCAGAACGUAGACAGCGACAUUUGGGUUCCUGAUUACCUGACUCCCUCCUGGGUGUGUCUGCCGAACAAUCAGCCCGUCCUGGCCAUCAUACAGCCUGGUGAGACAGUGCUGGAAGUCCUGAGCGCCAACUGCAAGACCCAUAAGUUAGACCCAUCCAGCCACUACCUGCGUUUGAAAGUAUGGGUUGAUAACCAAAUGCUCUUGUAUGUCCCCAAACUUGAAGACGACAUCUCUGAUCUGCUCUACAAAGAGAUCGAGAUUUGCCCUAAAGCUACCAAGGUGAUCCGGUUUGACAACACUGAGUCCUGCUCCAUCGGAUAUGGUUUUUCUGUGGCUGUUAUAGAUGAAGAUGGGACACAGCAGCUCCAUAUUACUGAGGUGAAAGCAGGGGGACUGGCCUCAGCCAAAGGUUUGAAAGCAGGGGAUGAGAUCCUGUUGCUGAAUGGUAAACCUGCAUCUGCCCUGCAGAUGGAUGAUAUGAGGGCUGCAUUUGUAAACCAAGCGUUGACCUUGACCAUCAGCACCCUGCCCCAGCUGGACCCUCGGGUGCUGUGCUCCGUUCCACCCCGGCGCUCCGAUGGGGAGCAGGAGCCAGCCACAGACAUCUUCUCCCAGAGCCAGGAGGACAUCCUGGACGAGGUGUCAGGGUUGACAGUGGAGAGCCCAGAUGAUACUUUGGAGGAAGCACCCCGGCUGACCUUGCAGAGCCCCGGAGAUCAUCAGGAAGACAAAACCUGUGCAGGGACUGGACAGAAGAGUACGGAGCAGGUCACUGCUUUCUGCCGCAGUCUCCAUGACAUGAAUCCCCUGGAGUGCCCAAUGUCAUGUUCCUCAUCGUCGUCUUCAUCAUCCCUCUCGCCAAGCCCCGUGUCAGCUUUACCGCCCACAGCAGGAACUGCCACCCAGAGACAGCUCUCCCAUGCAGACAAACUUCGCAAGGUCAUCAAUGAACUGGUGGAGACAGAGAAGACUUACGUCAAGGACCUGCGCUGCCUAAUAGAGUGCUACUUGACACCUUUGCAGAAAGAGAGCUUCCUCACACAGGAUGAGCUGGACGUUUUGUUCGGUAACCUCGGGGAGAUGGUGGAGUUCCAGGUGGAGUUUCUCCGGACGCUGGAAGAUGGAAUCAGACUGGUGCCAGAUCUGGACAGACUGGAAAGGGUAGAGCAAUUUAAGAAAGUGCUGUUCUCUUUGGGUGGUUCAUUUCUGUAUUACGCCGAUCGCUUCAAGAUCUACAGCGCCUUCUGCGCCAGCCACACCAAGGUCCCAAAGGUCCUGGCCAAAGCAAAGACUGACCCGGACUUCAAGGCUUUCCUUGCUGAGAGGAACCCCAGACAGCAACAUUCAUCCACCCUGGAGUCUUACCUGAUCAAACCCAUCCAAAGGGUCCUGAAGUACCCACUGCUGCUGCGGGAGCUUUACUCUCUCACUGACCCUGACAGUGAAGAGCACUACCACCUGGAUGUUGCAAUGAAGGCCAUGAACAAGGUGGCGAGUCACAUCAACGAAAUGCAAAAGCUUCAUGAGGAGUACGGAGCUGUUUUCGACCAACUCAUCAAUGAGCAGACUGCAGACAAAAAAGAGGUGGCUGACCUCUCCAUGGGGGAUCUUUUGUUACAUUCCACAGUGGUGUGGAUCAACCCACCAGCCUCUUUGGUCAAGAGCAAGAAGGAUCCUGAUCUGGCUGCUUUUGUGUUCAAAACAGCAGUUGUGUUUGUCUACAAAGACUGCUCCAAGCACAGGAAAAAAAUAGGUGGAUCUCACCGCGUGUCUGUGAGCGAUGACAAGGAUCCUUUCCGUUUCCGUCACAUGAUUGCAACAGACUCUCUGCAAGUCCGUGCCCUUGCAAACUCUGAGGGUACAGCAGUGUGUGAGAUAGUUCACACAAGAUCUGAGUCUGAAGGAAGACCAGAGAGAACUUUCCAGUUGUGCUGCAAUUCCCCAGAUAGUAAGAAGGACUUCCUGAAAGCAGUCCACUCCAUCCUUAGGGAGAAGCAGCGUCGCCAGCUUCUUAAGACUGAGUCUCUGCCACCCAACCAGCAGUACGUCCCAUUCGGGGGCAAACGCCUGUGUGCCCUCAAAGGGGCACGGCCCACCAUGAACAGAGCAGCUUCAGCUCCGUCUCGAACGCUGGCCCGCAGGAAGCUGGUGAGGAACCGCUUCACCAUUGAUACCGACCUGGUUUUCCAUGGCAACAACAACAACAGCAACGAUCCUGACCCCUCUCACCACCCUUCCUACCCUUCCUCCUGCUCACCGCUGUUCCAGCAUGCCCUCCUCCAAACCCACAAACCUCAAGGAGAGGACACGGACCGUUGGGUGGAGGAGCAGUUCGACCUGGGCUGCUAUGAAGACCAGGGAGAGGGCAUUGACGUGGGGCAGGUGAAGGAGACAGACAUUUUAAGUGACGACGACGAGUACUGCAAGUCAGUGCGUGCUGCAUCUGCGGAGCCGGCCGACCUGGAGGGGAAGAUGGAAGGACUCGACCUAGAGGGUGGAGAGACAAGGAGCCACAACCUGAACAGACGGGCAGAGGCUAGAAGUGAGAUCAUACAGGGUGUGAAGCAGGAGUCCGUAGACUCCUUCACCUCAUGCGGCGUCUCUCUGUCCCACUGUGCGACCCCGACUUUAAAGCUCGCUCCAUUGAAACAGUGUGCCGUGGAGGGGGCCACAAACAAUGACCAUGACGUCAUCUGGGUGCGACGGGACGACUUUGCUAACGGGUGCAACAGUGACGUCUUCUGAAUUCAUAACAGACCAUGAGAUGAAGACAGGAGACAAAUGGUGGUUUCUUUCACUUUUCACUUCUUACAUAAAGUAAAAGUAGAAGAAAAUGGGGGAUAGAGUGGAUACAAGCUUUAAAUAUGUAGAAGGUGAAGGAAAACACUUGUAUAGAAGGUAUUAAACCUCAGCCAGUCCUCCCUGUGUGACUAUACAACCCUCUUCUUCCCACCUCACCUGUAUCUCGCCCAUUCAGACAAUCCUAAAGUACUGAAACACCAAGUGAGAAAGGAAAAAAAAAUGGUACUCUGCUUCAUUUGAGACCUAGAGCUUCUCAUCCCGAGCUGCUUAAAAGUGAACUAGAGAAGAGAGAAUACAGAGUCCUCACUGUCUUGGACAUACACCCAGGCAUUACACACACCUGUGGAAUUGUACGUGAACGUAUGAACAAGACAGCACUGCAUGUACACGCAAAUAAAGCAAGCAAACGUGUGUGUGUUUGUACACUGUAAGUGCAUAUAGUACACAGAAGCACAGACACAGAGACUCUAGGCAGCUACUGUACCACGCACACAUUGUACUGAAGAGACAUCAUCACUGAACUGUGACCUUCUGGCCAAAAAUGUCUAUUUUUCAACACAGGAAUGUGGGUGUUAUAUUUUUUCUGACUCUGAAACUGUGUUUGUAUUUUCAACACUCAAGGGCUGCGUGUUACCGAACUUCUCUUCAGGGGCUUUUGGCUUAAUGACUGCUGUGUAAAAGGUGGUGAGAUCCAACUAGCUUUAUUGUGCUUUUUAUUGUUUUAAAUUAAUAUCAGCUGCACAUCUGUGUAUAGUCAGGGGUACAGUAGAGUGCCGUUAACCUCUUGUAUAAAAAUGUUUUGAAGCUCACUUUUGUCUCUUAGAAUUUCCUUUUAAAAAAAUAGUUUGGACAACAGAUAGUCUACCAAGUCUUUAUUUAAUUAUUGCCUUUUAACUGUAAUUUUUAAUGUUUACACCACAUUCAGCUGUCCAGUGUUACAAACCACCUUUUGUGUGUUUGGUGCCAGAAGCAGGCUUUAUAUGAGAGCCAGCACUUGUGUCCUUCACAUGAAUGUCCAGUCUUUACUUUUUUUUUGUUGCUUACAUAAUUUGACAUUGUUACUUUGAUAACCAAGUCAUUAAGGUCAUCGAUAUACUGGAUCCCUUUUUUCCUCCAGAGGCCAUACUCUCCUCCAUGCUCCAUGUCCUUGAUAAAUAGCUUAAUAUUUCCUACAACAAUCCUGUUUUACUUGAAUUUUCUUUGUUCUUUUGAAAACUGGUAUCCAACACAGCCAGGGUUAGUGACUGUACUGUAACUCCAAGGAGAGGAGCAAUCAUGCAGUCGUCCUCUGACCGAUUCAGACAUCUUCUCCUGCUCCCUCCGGCUCCUUUGACCUUUUAUCGUGUCAAAAAGCAUCACAGCUGCAAAGAAACUGGCCGAGACAGAUUUCACUCCCUGCUGGAUUUCCACCACCUCACCCCUCCUGCCUUUAUUCCCCUAUCCACCAGGCUGUGCUGUUUCACUGUAUGUCAUCACAACACACUCUUGCUGAGAUCAACACAGUCAUCGCACCUUAAUGGAUGUAUUGAACAUGCACUUAAUAACCAACUGUGGAAGGGUGUGUGUGGAGGAGGGGGGGAUCUGCGAGUUCAGUGAGUGUGGAGGGAGUUAAUACACUUUGGAUGUUCUUAUUAUUGUGUUUUUAUUAUGACGCUGGUCUCGUAGAUUUUAGCUUACCGGGUGAUGACGCCCAGUAAGGACGUUCAGACUGUGAGGUACAAUCACCUGGCCUUGGAGGCAAAUCCUGUGAGAACCCCCUUUGACUCCUCCCUUUGUACUAAAACUGUGUUCGUACAUUAAAAACUGUGGAGUAUUAUCAUUUUUAUGUCCAAAAUAAAUUUUCUAAAUUUA